CGCAACUUCAAACAUGGUCAAGCUCACACCGGAGUUAGUGGCAGCUUCGAGGUCGUAUAUCAAUCCUUUAAAGGAUAGGGAACUUGACUUACGAGGUCAUAAAAUCCCUGCUAUUGAGAAUCUCGGUGUAACGAAGGAUCAACACGACACCAUCGACUUCACCGAUAAUUCAAUUUCCUCCCUCUCCAAUCUGCCCCUUCUCCGUCGUCUUCAUACCCUGCUCCUAUCCAACAAUCGAAUAACGCAUAUCUCACCCUCGCUUCACAUAUCCUGUCCAAAUCUCAAGUGUCUCGUUCUGACCAACAAUGCGCUGGCGGAACUGGGUGAUCUGAAGUCACUGGAGGGAUGUAGGAAGCUGGAGUGGCUGGCGUUGAUAGGAUGUCCUGUCAGACAAAAGAAGUGGUAUCGGGAAUGGUGCUUGUGGGUGGUGAAACCUCUGAGAGUGCUGGAUUAUCAAAAGAUUAAGCAGAAGGAACGUGAGAGCGCCAAAUCUCUAUUCCUUACACCAGACGAUUUACCUACAGCCCUCGCAACCACGCUUGCUUCUAACCUUACAGCGCCGUCUGCCAUGAAUGCUCAUCCUGACAUGGAUCAGUCACUAUCUGCGCCAGCUGGCCUGACGGCAGGCAAAGCAGGCAGAAUGAUGACUGCUGAUGAAAGGGAGCGUGUACGGGCUGCUAUUGCAAGGGCAACGAGCGCGGAGGAGAUAAAACGGUUAGAGAAGAUGCUGAGAGAGGGUUAUGUGCCCGAGGUCAAGUGAGACCUUCGUUUCAUCUGCUUU
This is a messenger RNA of Dacryopinax primogenitus, 781 nucleotides long. Its product is annotated as L domain-like protein. The transcript is spliced from 4 exons. Gene Ontology annotation, cellular component: U2 snRNP. Bases 14 to 760 code for a protein of 248 amino acids. The record is from RefSeq and is a predicted model, not a curated record. Gene Ontology annotation, biological process: mRNA splicing, via spliceosome. Gene Ontology annotation, molecular function: U2 snRNA binding; protein binding. Lineage: Eukaryota; Fungi; Basidiomycota; Dacrymycetes; Dacrymycetales; Dacrymycetaceae.